Molecule: messenger RNA, 1130 nt
Organism: Onychomys torridus (southern grasshopper mouse)
Lineage: Eukaryota; Metazoa; Chordata; Mammalia; Rodentia; Cricetidae
Gene: Tmem14a
Product: transmembrane protein 14A
Exons: 5
Coding region: 313-612 (99 amino acids)
Biological process (GO): regulation of heme biosynthetic process
Cellular component (GO): mitochondrial membrane
Source: RefSeq, a predicted model, not a curated record
AGGGCUGCAGAUGAGCUGUGCAUCCAUCCCACAAAGGAAACUUUUCUUGCAAUGGCCUGAAAAUAAACGGGUCUUUGCUGAGCAUGCGCCCUCUCCUUCAAUCGCUCCAUUUUUCACAGCGAGAAGAAAAAAAAAAAAAAAAUUAGAGGACCUGGGGAAGGAGGAAUGGAGGCUGCCUUCCCAGAGCUCUUUCCUAUCCUCAUACUGACAAUUUCCUGAAUUUCUGCCUUUCCGGGACCCUAAAUAUCGUACAUUUUUUUACCUUCUACCUUGCCGUAAGAGGGGUGUGGUGAUCGACUUGCAUCCUCACCAAUGGACCUGGUUGGUUUUGGUUAUGCAGCCCUGGUGACAAUUGGAAGUAUUUUGGUAUAUAAGCGAAGAGGUGGAGUUCCAUCUUUGAUUGCUGGUCUUUCUGUUGGGUUUUUGGCUGGCUAUGGAGCCUACCGUGUCUCCAAUGACAAACGGGAUGUCAAAGUGUCAUUGUUUACAGCUUUCUUCCUGGCCACCAUAAUGGGUGUGAGAUUCAAGAGGUCCAAGAAAAUAAUGCCUGCUGGUCUGGUUGCAGGCUUAAGCCUGGUGAUGAUCCUGAGACUGGUCCUACUGUGGCUUUAGCAUCUAGGGGAGCCAAGAGCCAAACUCCCAUCAUUCUACUGGACCUGGCAGAGCAGGUUCUUGUGUUUAAAAGAUCGAUUUCAAUAGGUAGUAAAUGUCUUACACUGAAACAAAAAUAAUGUUGUCAUCCUAAUAUUCAAAAACUAGUUGGCAAUAUUUGUUUGCUCCCCCCCUUUUUUAAAGCACAAAUUUUAGCUGUUUCUAUUUGUUAAUCCUGGUCUUUAAUGAGUUGUUGUGUAUUCAUUUGUGUGUCAUUUUGUGUGUGGAAUUUGGGGGCUUACUGUCUUCUACUUCUGACAAUUCCAAACACUUAUGACUCAAAUAAGUUAAACUGCAUCCCGUCAGGUAAUGGGAUUCCCAGAGUGAACCACAGGCUGUUGAGUUGUAUGUCACUUUGGUACAUUAGGAAUUUGUCUGUAUUUUUGCCAGGGGUUUUUGCAUUGAAGGAAUUCCAUUCUCAGCUCAUCAGUGUCUAACAGAAUGUAUUCAGUAUUCAAAUAAAAUACAUUUAAUUUUAA